Sesamum indicum (sesame) is the source of this 1040-nucleotide messenger RNA. RefSeq names its product cytochrome c oxidase subunit 5b-1, mitochondrial. Gene Ontology annotation, cellular component: respiratory chain complex IV; mitochondrial envelope. NCBI's taxonomy places the organism in Eukaryota, Viridiplantae, Streptophyta, Magnoliopsida, Lamiales, Pedaliaceae. The record is from RefSeq and is a predicted model, not a curated record. Gene Ontology annotation, biological process: mitochondrial electron transport, cytochrome c to oxygen.
UGCAGAGCUCAGCUAUUUCUCUACACAGUAAAGCCACCCUAGUCAGAAACCAAUCCUCCCAACGCCUCCUCCUCUUCCUUCCCCUCUCUUUGUCUAUUCAAUCCGCCGCGAAUUUUCUGGAGACACGAAUUGAUCGUUGUUUAUCCAAGGGGCUACCUGAGAUAACAAUCGGAAUCGGAUCCGAAUCAUGUGGAGAAGGCUAGCUACCCAACUCCGAACACUCGCCCCGACCCGAUCCGCGCUCAGGCCUACCAGGUGCACCGGGGGAUCGUCGAGUGAUUCGGUGAAUGGCAUCCGUUCAUUUGCUGCUGUUUCUCGCCAUUUCAGUACUGAAUCUGUGGGGAAUGUGACUGCAAAACGAGUUGAGGACGUAAUGCCGAUUGCUACUGGUCAUGAGCGGGAAGAGCUCGAAGCGGAGCUGCAAGGAAAGGACCUUCUGGAAAUCAACUACCCAGCGGGUCCCUUUGGAACGAAGGAAGCACCUGCUGUGAUCAAGUCUUAUUAUGACAAAAGAAUUGUGGGAUGCCCUGGAGCUGAAGGCGAGGAUGAGCAUGAUGUUGUUUGGUUCUGGCUAGAGAAGGGCAAGCCACAUGAGUGCCCAGUGUGCUCACAGUACUUCAUGUUGGAAGUGGUUGGCCCAGGCGGACCUCCUGAUGGACAUGGAGACGAUGAGGAUGAUCAUCAUCACUAAAUAUACUCGGCAAUUUGCUGCCAGAAUAAGAUCUGGGGACAGGACAAGCGAACUUUGUAAUAUUCUUCAGGUUUUCCAAAAGCUUCUUUGUUUCGCAAAUGCUUUGAUGGGAUCUAUGGUUUUAGGUUGCUUUUGCAACAAUUUAACCCGUUUCUCGAUGGUGGUUUUUUGGAUUUAAAGACAUGGGGAGUCGUCCAUUAGAAAUAUGGAUUUCACCCUUAAUCCUGUAGGAUACAAUAAUGGAUGGCAACAUUCAGUUCAUUCUAGCCACUUUGAUUGUUUCUGCAAACACAGGGAUCUUAUUCUCCAUCAUUCUACCUUCCAAAUACAUCAUUAUGAAGUUAAGCAG